This is a messenger RNA of Pistacia vera, 1062 nucleotides long. Its product is annotated as callose synthase 3-like. Gene Ontology annotation, cellular component: plasma membrane. The transcript is spliced from 9 exons. Lineage: Eukaryota; Viridiplantae; Streptophyta; Magnoliopsida; Sapindales; Anacardiaceae. The record is from RefSeq and is a predicted model, not a curated record. Gene Ontology annotation, molecular function: glucosyltransferase activity. Bases 212 to 1036 code for a protein of 274 amino acids.
UAUUUCUCCAGCUUUUAUUUUCCUUCUAUUUUUUAUUUUGUUUUUCUUUUUAAUUUCUCACUUUCUGUUUCUGUUUUUGUUUUCGCUGCUUGCAGAUGUCAGAUUUAGUAACCUGAAAAGCUCUUCCUCUUCAUCACCUGAAAGUGAGUGUGUUUGGACACUGAGGUUUUGGUAGAAGAAUCACGCGGACGCAGACGCAGGCGACGUGGAGAUGGCGGGGAAUCUCGUAGUGACGAUGUUUGAUAAUGAGCUGUUGGUGGUGCCGUCUGCGCUUGGUGAUGUUGAGCCGAUUCUCGGUGUGGCUAAAGAAGUUGAAUCGAGUAACCCGAGGGUUGCUUAUCGAUGCCGCUGUUAUGCCUAUCACAUAGCUCAGAGAUUGGAUCCCGCUUCUAGUGGACGAGGUGUUAGCCAGUUCCUAACGGCCAUGCUUCGAAGUCUCCAAAGAGAGAAUGAUCCAAUAUUAAUAGAAAGAUGGAAAAAUAGUGAUGUGCAUGAAAUAGAGAGAAUUUAUCAACAUUAUUACAAUGAAUAUAUCCAAGCAUUUCAAAAUGCCGCUGAUAAAGCUGACCGAUCCAGUGCACAGAUUACAAAGCUGUACCAAACUGCUAAAAUUCUUUUUGAGGUUUUAAGGUAUAUUAAUUGGAAAGAGACUAUGGAAGUCGAUUGUCAGAUUGUAGAACCGUUAUUUCCAGAAAGAAUACAGAUGUGUGUCCCGUACAAUAUCCUUCCUCUGGAUCCUGAUAGUGCAAAUCAAGCUAUUAUGAAAUAUCCUGAGAUUCAAGCAGCAGUUGUUGCCCUCCGUAACACUAGGGGUCUUAGAUGGCCCAAGAAACACAAUCAAAAGCAAGAUGAAGACAUUCUAGAUUGGCUUCAGGAGAAGUAUGGAUUUCAGAAGGAUAAUGUAGCUAAUCAGAGGGAGCACCUGAUCUUAUUACUUGCAAAUGUCCACAUAAGGCAGUUUCCAAAGUCUGAUGGACAACCCGAGUUGGAUGAUAGAGCUCUGAAGGAUGUGAUGAAGAAGCUCUUCAAGAACUAAAAAAAGGUGCAAAUACUUGGAUCGGA